Messenger RNA from Sycon ciliatum, 991 nucleotides. Its product is annotated as U6 snRNA-associated Sm-like protein LSm8. Gene Ontology annotation, biological process: mRNA splicing, via spliceosome. The coding region runs from base 204 to 491 and encodes 95 amino acids. Lineage: Eukaryota; Metazoa; Porifera; Calcarea; Leucosolenida; Sycettidae. Gene Ontology annotation, molecular function: RNA binding. Gene Ontology annotation, cellular component: U6 snRNP; U4/U6 x U5 tri-snRNP complex; precatalytic spliceosome. The record is from RefSeq and is a predicted model, not a curated record. The transcript is spliced from 4 exons.
UAAUUUUCUGAUGUAAAAUCAACAAUUGUCUUGUCCACAGAUUUGAGGGUAUUGCAUGCAGCAGUCUACAACUUUAGCUAUUGUUGGAACCAUGCUUUGAGAUAAAACAAAGUUAACGUUAUCUUCGCCUUUAGUUUAGAAGUAAAGUCGGCUGUUUUGAAGUAAGAACUGUCUGUGCUGCUGUGGAACUCAAAGAAACUGCCAUGUCAGGCCUGGAUUCGUUUGUGAAUCACACUGUUUCCAUCAUCACAGCAGAUGGCCGGGUUAUCUUUGGUGUUCUGAAGGGUUUUGACCAGACGAUAAACUUGAUCCUUGAUGACAGCCAUGAGCGAGUAUUCUCUGCCGGAGCAGGCGUGGAACAAGUCACGUUAGGGUUGUACAUUGUCCGUGGUGAUAAUGUAGCUGUAAUCGGCGAGGUUGAUGAUGGCGUUGACUCAGAGCUUGACCUUUCAGCUAUCCAUGCGGAUCCUCUUUCUUCUGUUGUCCACUGAAUAUCGAGAAGCCAAGGAAGGGGUUUUGAGGUUUUUUAAAGUUGUACAGCAAUCCAUUAGUUUGUUAGAAUCAUUAGCUACCGUAUUGUUCUUUCUGACUUGCCACUUUGUGUGUGUUUAUUUCUCAUAUCCUGAGUUGAGUUAUGUGUACACUUGGAACUUCAGAAAUUGUCAUUGCAUGGGGUAUGUGCAUACUUGCAUGUGAGUGCGGAAAUAUUGAAUUCGUACUAGUAACAGUGUCUGUGUGUUACCCUACUCUGCGUUUCAAAAGUAUGGACCUCUAGACUUUUCCAAAUACUUCAAAUUUGGUUGAGCUUUUUUGAGAAGUUUUUUUCGGGAUUUGCUUGAGCAGUUUCCACAAUUUUUCUCUUUUAGAUUUCUAAACGAUUGGAUAACAAACGGCUAAUUUCGGAAAAUUUAUGCACUACUUGAUCACAGAUUUUAUGUGGUAUAGAUGCUUGCCUAACGGUGUUUUGAAACCAGAGGUCUAUACUUUUGAA